GUGGGGGGUUGUAUGGGUUUGAGUUGAGAAGCAUCUAAGGACAAAGGUGGGCUCCCAUCCCACACUUAUUUGUCAUUUGAGACAAAAGUGUGUACACUCUCUCACCCCUAUCACCAAGCUCGACCAAGACCUCAAGAAAAGAAGAGGAAAAGCUCUCAAAACCACCUCCAUUGUUGCAGCACGAGCUCAAGAGAAAUUGGUCCAAGGAAGGAGGUUUGAGAAGGAAAAAGUUAGGAAAAGUGUGAAUAAUUAAGGAACUUGUGAAAGGUAUUUCAAGUGAUUUCACAAAGUUGGAAAAGUCGCCGGAGUUGUCGCCGGAGUUGACCAAAAGUCACCGGAGUUUCACCGGAGUUCAACCAAGAAGGGUAGAACUUCUUAACGCUAGUUCAAGGUUGACAGUGCAAUAGUGUCAGCAAAGCAUCAACAACAAUUAAUACACAUCUAAAGCUGUGUAAUGAGACGAAGUUAUAGAUAUGACAGUGCUAUAUGACAAAAAGAUCUUCACUUUUAGGAAAGGGGGAAAAGGACAUUUAUUCUUGUCUUCUAGAGAAAACAAUAGUUAGUGUACUGGUUAUGGAACUAUUGCGGCCUGGUUUGGAAGGAGGGGCAGAAGCAGUACUAAAGCUUCAACCAAACACGUUCCUAUCUGUUGCCUACCAUCCUCUUUUUGGACCCCAUGAUGAUCUGAUGCUUCUUGAGCUUGAUGAGAAUCUCCUCCCUGAAUUCCUACACCAAAGUGUAACUUUGCGAGGGCAACCAAAUGAAGAUGCAGUUCUAUGCACCCAGUCAAAAACCUAUGCCCUCAAAUUCGUAGGGACAUCAAACUCAGUGCUCCUUAUUC
Messenger RNA from Cuscuta epithymum, 841 nucleotides. The record is from the annotation of a GenBank genome assembly. NCBI's taxonomy places the organism in Eukaryota, Viridiplantae, Streptophyta, Magnoliopsida, Solanales, Convolvulaceae.